GACGGCGCUCUGGGCGGCGAAACCCGUUGCUUCUCAGUGGCGCUUCCGGGGCGCGCCUGCGCAGUCGGUGCCUCCGUGACCUGCCCGCCGCCGGUACCCGGAGCUGUGUCCCGUGCGUGUGUCCCUCCGUCCCUUGCCAUGUACACCUGUGCAAAGUUCGUCUCCGCUCCUGCGCUAGUGAGGAGGAGCUCACGGGUACUGUGCCAGCCCCUCUCUGUCUCUGUGCUGAGAAGCCCCGAGGCCCGGACGGAACAGGCGCGGCCAGGUGUCCACCGGGCCAUCCAGACGAGCGCGGCCCACCGGGACAUCGACACCGCUGCCAAGUUCAUCGGUGCCGGCGCUGCCACCGUGGGAGUGGCCGGUUCUGGCGCCGGCAUCGGCACCGUCUUCGGCAGCCUCAUCAUCGGCUAUGCCAGGAACCCCUCGCUUAAACAGCAGCUCUUCUCCUAUGCCAUCUUGGGCUUUGCCCUCUCCGAGGCCAUGGGGCUCUUCUGCCUCAUGGUGGCCUUCCUCAUCCUCUUCGCCAUGUGACAGAGCUGGUGACAGUGACGGUGACAGCACCCCGCUGUGCCCGGUGCGAUGCCUGGCUGUGAAUGCCAGUUGGGGGGUGAGGGAGAACCCUGACCCCGGCCCCGCCAUGGGCGGGAGGGGAAUAAAGACGGUUUGAUAACAGGG
Messenger RNA from Tyto alba (common barn owl), 675 nucleotides. RefSeq names its product ATP synthase membrane subunit c locus 2 (gene ATP5MC2). NCBI's taxonomy places the organism in Eukaryota, Metazoa, Chordata, Aves, Strigiformes, Tytonidae. The transcript has 5 exons. The coding region runs from base 139 to 531 and encodes 130 amino acids. Gene Ontology annotation, biological process: proton transmembrane transport; proton motive force-driven ATP synthesis. Gene Ontology annotation, molecular function: proton transmembrane transporter activity. The record is from RefSeq and is a predicted model, not a curated record.